This is a messenger RNA of Copidosoma floridanum, 4680 nucleotides long. Its product is annotated as protein trachealess. NCBI's taxonomy places the organism in Eukaryota, Metazoa, Arthropoda, Insecta, Hymenoptera, Encyrtidae. Gene Ontology annotation, biological process: regulation of transcription by RNA polymerase II. The record is from RefSeq and is a predicted model, not a curated record. Gene Ontology annotation, molecular function: RNA polymerase II transcription regulatory region sequence-specific DNA binding; protein dimerization activity; DNA-binding transcription factor activity, RNA polymerase II-specific.
AUGUUGCCGUAUCAAGUGGCAAUGGAUUACGGGGGAUUUCAACGUCAGAGCCCGGUGGGCGUCGGCGUGGCCGGUGCCCACCACCAAGGCACGGCCGGACCGCUCAACAUCAACCCCGCGUUCACGCACUCCUGGUUCGUACCGGCGGACCUCUGUGUCCCGUACAAACAGAGUCAGGGUCCUCUCCUCGAGCCAGGCGUUCUCGAGCUGCGAAAAGAAAAGAGCAGGGACGCAGCGAGGUCACGACGGGGCAAGGAGAACUUUGAGUUCUACGAGCUGGCAAAGAUGCUACCCCUGCCCCCAGCCAUAACAUCCCAGUUGGACAAGGCUUCGAUCAUAAGGCUCACGAUAUCGUAUCUCAAAUUACGGGACUUCUCAGGUCACGGCGAUCCUCCAUGGGGUCGCGACUUACCACCACCCAACAAAUCCGUCAAAGGUGCAAAUCGAGUCAGGUCACCAGCAUCGCUCGCGCUGGACAUGUUCGAGCAACACCAAGGCACCCACAUACUGCAGUCGCUUGACGGCUUCGCGAUGGCUGUCGCGGCUGACGGACGAUUCCUGUACAUUUCCGAGACGGUAUCCAUUUACCUCGGUCUCUCGCAGGUCGAAAUGACGGGCUCAAGCGUAUUCGACUACGUUCACCAGCACGACCAUGCAGAAGUUGCGGAUCAGCUUGGCCUCGGCUUGGCAAGCUCGUCCUCGUCGUCGGGGCCACACUCGUCGAGUUCGGGUCUAGCAUCACCGAGCAGUGGCGCCUCCGAGGAUCACGGGUCAUCGUCGACUGCCAAUCCAGACGUUUCGUCAGUGAUGUCAUUAACGGCCAGUGGAACGUACAAGGGCUUCGACCGAGCCUUUUGCGUGCGCAUGAAGUCAACGUUGACAAAGAGAGGCUGCCACUUCAAGUCUUCCGGCUACCGAGUCGUGCUGCUGCUCUGUCGACUGAGGCCGCAGUACACGUUCAGCCACACGAGGAAAUCAUCACCACCGCUCAUGGGGAUGGUCGGCCUAGCGAUAGCGCUUCCGCCACCAAGUGUACACGAAAUCAGGCUCGAGGCCGACAUGUUUGUCACGCGCAUCAGUUUCGAUUUCCGGAUAGCGCAUUGUGAACCAAAGGUAUCCGAGCUGUUGGACUACACAGCGGACGAGCUGACGGGGAAGAACCUGUACACCCUCUGCCACGGAGAGGACGCGAAUCGCCUUCGGAAAUCCCACAUGGAUCUGAUACACAAAGGGCAAGUAUUGACGCACUAUUAUCGACUUAUGAACAAAAGUGGCGGCUACACGUGGCUCCAGACUUGCGCGACGGUCGUUUGCAACUCGAAAAACGCCGAAGAACAGAAUAUUAUCUGCGUCAACUACGUCAUAAGUGGUCGCGAGUAUGCGAACUUGAUCAUGGACUGUUGCCAACUCGAGGACAGUGUGAUGGGCGUCAAGCGAGAAGACGCGGCUGGUAACGAUCCUGAAAACGGUUCGCCCGACGCUGACAGAGGAGAAGGCAGGAGCAGUGGAGGGCCCACACACCAACAUCCAGAGCACUCGCACCGAUCGCCUCACGACGACAGGGACGAGGCUCGGGGCUCCGAGACGGACAGAGGUGGUCGUCACCACGACAACAUUGUAGCCCAUCUACAGCAGCAGCCCCCAGAGCCCCAAACGCCGAAGCUGCAGCAGCGAGGGCGCAAGAGAAAAGUCGUGGCUGUGCCGGUGGCCCCUCCUGUGGUGGAGGACAGCAGCUCGAACGAGGACGACGACGACGAAGAGACGGGAAUGAAAAACGUGACGACCAACGGACGGAGUCACGCCCUUAGUCCCGCCUCGUCUAGUCAUUCAGUGCCCGCGAACGACCAGAUGCUGAGGACAGGCAGUCCAAAGGUACGUCGAACGGAUGAAUUGACCGAAGCGCACCAUGGUGGGACAACAAACACCGGAGGUGCAUCCGUGAAGGACCUCGAGCAAGCCAUGUCAAAGCACCUGCCCGGUGCCACUGGCCUGACAAAGCCCGACUCCCCAGUGAUCCACCAACCCACGGACUUUAGCACGGAUGCCCUCCUCAAGCAGCAGCAACAAAAGUCAACGAUCCAAUGGAUUGGCGCUCACCACCAUCUAGGCCAUCUGAGUCCCCAGCAGUCGUCCACCAGCCUACCAGCAUCGGCGCUGCUCAGGCAGCUAUACGCUAACCGCGAGAGCGUCAUCCGAGCCAACGUGCACGGAAUAACCUCAGGUAGCAAUGGACCACCCGGCAGAACACCCUCCGCCGGUGGCUACUACCCCGAGAACCCCCAGACUGGUCCCCUACCGACGCCACCUGGCUCCGAGGGCUCGUCAAACUACGGCGACCACCAGUUUGUAUUGUCGGCCCACAAUCAAAAGCUUGGCGCUGGAACCGACGCUUUCACGAACCUCGUGUCCUCGUACACGGCAACAGCUGGAUACGCGGUUGACUACCACUCGGCCAUGACCCCACCCUCGUCAGUCUCGCCUCGUGACAAGCAGCAACAGCAGCACCAACAUCAACACCAGCAGCAACAACAGCAACAACAGCAGCAACACCAGCAGCACCAGCAGCAGCAACAGCAGCAACAGUUGGGAAUUAACAGUUACGAGGCGUCGGUUUACGGGGAUCCAGUGCUGCGGCAUCAGUAUGAACCGGCCCAGCCGCUACCCCUGAAGCCACAGGUCUACUCCGCCGUGCACCCCAGCGCUCUGGAUGCGGCCGCGGCGUACGCUACGGCUAGCUUGGCCACCGAGCAGACGCAGUUCUACCAUCACCCGGCAGCCGGUCCAGGAUUCCACUUGUACCAUCCGGCCAACAAAACGGCCACCAACGGCUGGUACAGUUCCGCUUUCACGGUGAUAACGAUUCUUAAGUCUGAGCCAUCAUAUCCGAAAACGGUGAAUAAAAAUCUUGAGACCUUUAUUACGUACUUGCUAGUCGGAAAUCCAGACUACCGACUAGGAAGUGGGCCAAGAGAUGCUGAGAAGCUGAAAAAGCACAAAUUUUUUAAAUGUGUUAGCUUCGACUGGGAGAAACUAGUAAAGAGUGAGGUACCACCACCUAAGGUACCUCUGAUAAGCCAUGAGCUUGACACACAUAACUUCUGUGUGCAGAUCAACAACAUGAGCGUCCUCGGAUACAACUGCAAAAUUUUGAGGAAUACCUUCAGGGUUCGAAGACUUGCCAAGUACGAGAAGUACGUGGGAACUGAUGCGCGAAAUCUGGCGUCGGUCAAUGGUGACGCCAAGUCGCACAAAUCCCGGGUAUGGGGUCUCUUGCGAAGGUCUUCCUCCCCGAGUUCUCGCGUCUUUGGCGUAAAUCUGGCACGGCUCGACGAGAACGGCCUGCCAAAGCCGGUCCUUGUCAUGCUGCAGCAGCUCCUCGCCAAGGGCCCCUCCACCCAAGGCAUCUUCCGCAAGUCCGCCAACUUGAGGGUUGUCCGGGAGCUCAGGGAUCAGAUUGAGUCCUCGGGCGAUACCAGCUGCCUCGAGGAUGCGCCCGUCUUCGCAGUUGCCGCUCUACUCAAGGAUUUUCUAAGAUCCCUGCCCGACCCUCUUCUCACUUCCCACCUCUUUUCCCUGUGGAUGGCUAGUCUCGAGUCUCCGGACCCCAUCAAGACGAUCAAAAGCAUUUUAGACCGUCUACCGAGAGCAAAUUACCUGCUACUGUCGCACCUAAUCCACGUGCUGCACCACAUAGCCCGGCGCUCGGAGCACAACCUCAUGUGCGCGAGUAAUCUGGGCGUGUGCUGUGGACCGAGUUUGCUUUGGUCCGAGAGUCCUUCGGUCAACCAGAGCCGGGCGAUUCCUGCCCUCGCGGAGAUGCUCAUCCGGCAUUACGAGGUCCUGUUCGGCGAAGGGGUCGACCUGCUUUUUGGCGCCGAGCUUAACGACAGCGGAGCCGAGGACAGCACCAACAUUCUACACUCUUAUGGGAUUUCCCUGGACAACCUCCAUUUCACGGAACCUCCGUGCAAAGAUAACAUGUCCUUAUCGAGGGACUCUGGGCUGACGCUCUCAGACGGCAAGAUCUUUGGGCCCGAAUCGCUGGAGAGCUCCGAGGACUCGGCUGUCAAGCUCGAAAAAGCCGAGAACCCUAAGGAGGAGGUCUUGUACCGGUGGAGGAUCAUAAAAUUCACGGAGAUCAUAGUGGACUACAAGAGAUCGUCGCAGCAGGACGCCAGGCUGCGAAUAGGCAGCAAAAACAGUAGUAGAGGCAGUAGCAUAAUCGGUGACAAUGAGGAUGACGAGCACAAGCAAACGUGGCCGGAGACGCCGCCACCUCUGCCUCCCCGGCGCCGCCAAUCGAGCAAGAAUCAGAAUCCCUAUAUCGAGAUCGGUCAUGGCGUAGCAGCCUUCGUUGAGCCCCCAAGCUCAGUCCUUGAAGCACAUCUUUACUAUGAAGAGUCUAGGUUUUUAUUCAAGUACGAUCUCAAAAAAAGUGACCUCCUGGGCGAUGGUUCCUUCUCCGUGUACCGGCGUUGUAGAGAUCGAACUACGAACACUAGCUACACCGUCAAAAUACUGGCCAAACUCGACAACCUGUACAGGAAUGAGAUUGAUAUGCUAAGUACUUGUCAGGGUCACCCCAACGUAGUCAAAUUAAUUGAAGCGCUCGAUGAUAGCAAUUCUAGGACUGCUAAGACAUCGAUCUGCAAUUUAAAAAAGUUACACUCAAGAAGUUAA